GUAACUUUUAUUCUAAAGUACGAAGUGGAAGAUGAUUGGGCCGCCGACCUUACGAAUGUCGUCAAAGAAAAGUGGGUACCACAACUAGAUCUGCUCGGGCAUCCAAAUUUACGCGCAUUCGUAUCGCACUGUGGCCAGAAUAGUUUGACGGAAGCAGUGUACCAAGGUGUACCACUCGUCUGUGUGCCACUGUUCGGUGAUCAGAAGCAUAAUACGCAGAAGGCAGUAAAGCGAAAAAUCGCUGUUCACGUCGACAAGAGUGAUUUGUCACCGGAUACACUGAAGCGUGCAUUCGGAAAAGUGCUUCACGACGCGAUGUACCGCAAAUCGUCGGAACGCCUACUUGAAAUGAUACGGCACAAGCCCUUCUCCUCACGUGAACGUCUGUUGAGGCAUGUUGAUUUCGCAUCGAAAUUUGGGCCGAUCGACAGUUUUGACAUCGCUGCCAAUGACUUAUCAUUUGUGCAGUACUAUUUGCUCGACAUAUUCAUUCCUUUGCUCAUUUUGAUUGCUCUCACCGCUUUCUUAUUACUUCGAUUACUCAUUAUUAUUGUGCGCAGGGUACUGGCGCAGUCAAAGGUAAAAAGCGAAUAG
Messenger RNA from Gongylonema pulchrum, 594 nucleotides. The record is from the annotation of a GenBank genome assembly. NCBI's taxonomy places the organism in Eukaryota, Metazoa, Nematoda, Chromadorea, Rhabditida, Gongylonematidae.